Molecule: messenger RNA, 1373 nt
Organism: Eutrema salsugineum
Lineage: Eukaryota; Viridiplantae; Streptophyta; Magnoliopsida; Brassicales; Brassicaceae
Product: UV-B-induced protein At3g17800, chloroplastic
Exons: 2
Coding region: 159-1190 (343 amino acids)
Source: RefSeq, a predicted model, not a curated record
GAAUCAAAGUCACAAAUACAUUUCUAUAAGAUUAGAGAUUUUACCAUUCUAUUGCCUUAUCCAAUCUGCUCUCACUGACUCUUCAAUCUUCGGCUCUGUAAUCUCUUCUCAAUCCGAAAAUCUCCCAAAUCACGUUUUGCUUUCUCUGUUUUCGUUUCAUGGAUAGCUCUCUCUCCCACCAGGGAUCCCUACCGUUUCUCCCGUCGCGCCGCAAUUCCGUGAGACGAUGCGGCGGCAAUUGUGUUCUCCUUCCCUCGCGGCGUAAGGUCCGGUACGAUUCGAUGGUGGUUGUUGCGGCGGCGGCGGGCGCUGGAGCGAGCGUCGACGCGCCUUUCGCGCCGCUUUCGGCUCAGGGACGGUUUCUAAGCUGCGUCUUGCUCAAAAAGCGGCAGCUCUUCCACUUCGCCGUCGCUGAUUUGCUCAAGCAGCUCGCCGAUGAUAAAGAAUCCGCUUUAUCGAGGAUGUUCCUCAGUUCUGGAUCCGUUGAAGCGUCUCUCCACAGAAGGAUAGCGCAACUCAAGGAGAGCAAUUGCCAAACUGCAGUUGAAGACAUAAUGUACAUGUUGAUCUUGUACAAAUUCUCCGAGAUAAGAGUGCCUCUUGUUCCAAAGCUCCCCACUUGCAUCUACAAUAAAAGACUCGAGAUCUGGCCUUCGAAAGACUGGGAACUCGAAUCAAUCCAUAGCUACGACGUCCUUGAACUCAUCAAAGAACACAGUAACGCAGUCAUCAGCUUAAGAGCGAAUUCUACUUUGACUGACAAUUUGGCUACAGCCGAGAUAGAUACGCAUCAGCUAAGUAAAGUAUACACAGCUUCGAUCUUGUAUGGAUACUUUUUGAAAUCUGCUUCGCUCAGGUACCAACUCGAAUGCUCGCUAUCAGAAAACCACGGAAGCCUCACUAAGCAACUGAGACAUUACAUAUCCGGGUUCGACCCAAAGAUAUUGCAGAGAUGCGCAAAGCCGAGGUCACGUGAAGCCAAGAACCUGAUAGAGAAGCAGAGCCUAGCUCUUUUCGGUCCCGAGGAAAACAAAGAGAGCAUUGUGACAUCGUUUUCUAGCCUGAAGAGGCUGCUUCUUGAGGCUGUGGCGUUUGGUACGUUUCUGUGGGAUACGGAGGAGUAUGUAGAUGGCGCGUUCAAGCUCAAGGAGAAUGAGAAUGCUGAAGAAGAAGAAAAUAGCAGUGUCUGAAAUGAACCAGUUUGCUUGAAGAAGAAAAGGAAGCUCGAAUAUCUUUUUGGGUGCACACUGCAUUAUAUGUAUAGGGAGACAAAAAAAGGUUUCUUCCGGGUCAAUGGCUAUGGAAAUUAUUUUUGUCCAAAGUUUUCGUUACUAUGUGUAUAAUGAUGGCUUAUAGAGAGAUUGGUUUUAUCA